Molecule: messenger RNA, 3959 nt
Organism: Fopius arisanus
Lineage: Eukaryota; Metazoa; Arthropoda; Insecta; Hymenoptera; Braconidae
Product: atrial natriuretic peptide receptor 1
Exons: 15
Coding region: 1-3411 (1136 amino acids)
Biological process (GO): intracellular signal transduction; receptor guanylyl cyclase signaling pathway; protein phosphorylation
Cellular component (GO): plasma membrane
Molecular function (GO): protein kinase activity; ATP binding; guanylate cyclase activity
Source: RefSeq, a predicted model, not a curated record
AUGUGGAAGCCGACAUUUUACCUCAUACUGUGGCUGUUCGCCAACAUCGAUGCGACAAUCCCGAGGAAAAUAUCAGCGCGGGAAACUUCAAUAAAGACGUACAACGUCGGAGUGCUGAUGGCAUCUCAUUUGGAUAGUCCCUUUGACUUGGAGCGAUGUGGACCAGCCGUUGAUCUCGCCCUAGCAGAAGUCAAUGAAUUUCUCAUCGUUCACAACGUCCAGCUGAGAAAGGUUCAAGCUAGCUAUCCAUCAUGUAGCGGUGCUAGGGCACCGGGAUUAGCUGCUGACAUGCAUUUUCGAGAUAAUGUAAUUGCAUUUGUCGGGCCAGCUUGUGCUUUUGCCCUCGAACCUGUUGCUAGACUCGCCGCUUACUGGAAUACUCCUAUUAUCACGGGAAUGGGUGAUCAGCCACCAUCAGAGGGCGAAUUAUCCGUGACUUCCGGGAUCCUUGGACGUCUGCACAAGUGGAAAAACGAGAGUUCGGGAAUAUUCAAAGAUAAGAGCAAGUACCCGACCCUCACGAGGAUGUCGUACUGUCAGUGUCGCCUUCGAAUGGUUUUUGCGAGUAUUUUCAAGGAGUUUGGGUGGUCUCACGUCGCUCUCAUCCUCGACAGAUCGGAUUUAUUUUCACUGACUGUUGGUAAAAAUCUCGAGUACGGAUUGAGGAAGGAUGGACUGCUGAAAUUCGUACGUGAAUUGGACGGCAAUUCCGAGGAUGACUCUCACCAUUUGUACUUGAGAGAUGCCAGCAUGUAUGCAAGAGUCGUAAUCCUGAGUGUACGCGGCACUCUUGUACGUAAGUUUAUGCUCGCUGCCCAUGAAUUGGGAAUGACUCGGGGGGAUUGGACCUUCUUAGAUGUUGAAAUAAUCCAGGGCUCAUAUUGGGGCGAUCAUGACUGGGAAGUGGGAGAUGAGGAUGACUCCGGUGCGAGAAAGGCUUACGAGUCGCUCCUGCGGGUGUCCCUAUUGCAACCGACGAGUCCUAGGUUCCAGGAUUUUGCUGAGGAUGUCAGGAUCAGAGCGCAGAGCGAUUACAAUUACACGUUCUCUGAUGGAGAAGAAGUGAAUUUCUUCAUCGGUGCAUUUUACGAUGGCGUUUAUCUCCUCGGAAUGGCCCUGAAUGAGACCCUGUCGGACGGUGGUGACAUAUGGGAUGGAGUGGCGAUGACAAGACGCAUGUGGAAUCGGGAUUUUAUGGGGAUAACAGGUCACGUUCGCAUAGAUGUGGACGGUGAUCGAGACGCUGACUACAGUAUCCUCGACCUGGACCCAAUCACCGGUAGAUUUGAAGUGGUGGCUCAUUACCUGGGCGCCAAUCGUCAAUACAGCCAGGUAUCUGGCAAGAAAAUUCACUGGCCAGGGGGUAGAGAAGGCCCACCCCGUGAUGUACCCGAGUGUGGAUUCCUGGGGAAUGAUCCCACUUGCUCGCAGAAGACCGAUGCCUACACCCUGGUGCUCUACGCCAGUCUCUCCCUGGCGAUUUUUCUGUUAGCUGCAGUGGCCGCUGCCUGUCUCCUCUGGCGACAUCUCCGAUUGUCCGCCGAUUUGAAUAACAUGUCCUGGAGGAUCAGGCCCGAGGAGCUAUUGCUGGAGGUCAACAAAGCUUUCUCCUCCAAGAUUAAUCUACAUCAGGCCAUGUCGGAAGCCAAUGUAAUUACACCAAAUUAUGGGCUUGAGCAACGUCGUCGUGGAUCACAGGUGAGUGGUGAUUCUCUAGGCCCCACCACCGUGUUCACCACCGUGGGAAUAUACAAAGGUGAACGUGUGGCCAUUAAAAAGAUCACGAAGAAGAAAGUCGUUGAUGUGACGAAAAAAUUACUGUGGGAGAUAAAGCAAGUGCGCGACGUUACCUCCGAGAAUACGGUCAGGUUCAUCGGGGCUUGUCUGUGCUCCCCUUCUCCCACAGUCCUCAUCCUCACCGAGUACUGUCCGAAAGGCUCGCUAAAGGACGUCCUGGGGAAUGACGCCAUAAAACUCGAUUGGAAUUUUCGAAUGUCUCUCAUUCAUGACAUCGUUAAGGGUAUGGAUUACCUUCACGCGAGUGAAGUCGUUGCACACGGUAAAUUGCGAUCGUGCAAUUGCCUCAUCGAUGGUCGAUUUGUACUUAAAAUAUCGGAUUUCGGCUUGAAAACACUCACUAUGCCCGCUGACUUGACCAUUGACGAUAACUAUUACACAAAAUUACUAUGGGUGGCACCUGAAUUACUGCCUCAAACGGUUCUUCCUGGAAGUGCAGCAACGCAGAAAGGCGAUGUCUACAGUUUUGCGAUUAUUCUAGAGGAGAUAGUUCUUCGUGGGGGGCCUUACGAAGUCGCCAGGGCCUACAUGACUUCCCAAGAGAUUGUGAAUCGAGUAUCAUCGGGAGAAAAUCCAAGUUUUCGACCUGAAGUGGCACCACGAGACUGCCCCUUGGAUAUUCUCACACUAAUGGAAAAGUGCUGGAGCGAGGGGCCAGAGGACAGGCCGAGUUUCCAUACAAUUCGAGCGAUAAUCAGGGGAAUAAUGAAGGGGUACUGCGAGAAUCUCAUGGAUGAUCUACUUCGACGAAUGGAGCAGUAUGCCAAUAAUUUAGAGGCUCUGGUGGAGGAGAAAACUGAACAAUUGAGUUUAGAAAAACGGAGGAGUGAAGAAUUGCUGUAUCAAGUACUUCCUAGACAAGUUGCUGGACAACUGAUGGCAGGUGAACUGGUCCAGCCAGAGCAGUUCGAGUGUGUGACUAUUUAUUUCUCAGAUAUCGUAGGGUUUACUGCCCUUUGCGCCCAGAGCACGCCAAUGCAAGUUGUGGAUUUUCUCAAUGAUCUCUACAGCACCUUUGACCGUAUUAUCGGGUUCUACGAUGUUUACAAGGUCGAGACCAUAGGGGAUGCCUAUAUGGUGGUUUCAGGGCUCCCCCAGAGGAAUGGAGAUGAGCACGCCAAAGAGAUUGGACUGAUGGCUCUGGCCAUUGUCGAUGCAGUGGCUUCUUUCAAAAUCAUGCACAAACAGGACACACAACUCAGUGUAAGAAUUGGAGCUCACAGUGGACCCGUUUGUGCUGGAGUCGUGGGCCAGAAAAUGCCUCAUUAUUGUCUCUUUGGAGAUACUGUCAAUACAGCAUCCAGGAUGGAAUCUUCUGGACUGCCUCUGCGCAUUCACGUAUCGGAAACGACUAAAAAUAUUCUCGACAAAUUCGGAACUUUUGAGCUUGAAUUACGCGGCGAAGUUGAACUACGCGGCAGGGGCACUGUCACGUCCUAUUGGCUCACUGGAUGCUCAGCCCCUGAUCCGAGAUUAUCAUCACCGAAAAACCGAAAAUACAGUACGAGUCCACCGGAAAAUGGUAUAGCCCUCAAUCCCCUUAUAUUUCCACCUAGUUUGAGUACCAUUACCAAAACCGCUAAUAAUACCUUUAUCAAUUUAUCAGAAUUGUGAGAUCAAUAGAUGAUGGGAAAAAAUAUUCUCACCAAUUCACCAUCAGAUCUUAUAUUUAUUGAGAUUUGCUUUAUUCAAAUUUCAAUUACAUUAAUCAUAGAAGAUAGAGCUUUACCUAUGAUAAACGCUAAGUGUAAUCUGUUCUGAGUAGCUCAGAUGAGCCUCAUAAAUAAAAUAUCCUUUAAUUUUUUAAUGAAAAAAAAAACGAAUAAAAAAUGGAAAUACGUCACAACUUCAAAACUACGCAACUUGAAAAAAUAGGAAAGACACGUUUGCCUAUCAGUCUACUAAAAAUCAAGGAGAAAACAAAAAAUAUCAUUGUUAAAUGGUACUUUCAUUUAAAAAAAACAUCAUUUUAAAAACAAUGAUAACGAUUCUCGUGGCUCAUGUAAUUCAAUAUUGGUCAGAGGAUGAUUUUCCAAUUAUGGAAAUUGUAUAUUCAGCAUUACUAAUAUUGAAGUGGGGAACCAUCGAAAUCGUAUCAAAUGUUUGUUAUCUACGUGUGCAUAAGCACUUUGCACUCAGCUUACGAAAUUAGAAAAAAAAAA